CUGUGGGAGACUGGAGAAGACGGCUACCUGUUAGUCGAGCGAAUUACAAAGUUGGAGUCUGGAUACGGAGAGUCGUUCGAGCUUUCUGUAGUGGACGGCGAGCGGCGAGCGUCCGUCGAGUGGUCCGAUCAUGAUGGCCUGCACAUCUCUGCCGUCUUGCAGGAUAGGCCGAUUGGCUUGUCUGCCGUGGGCCUCGACUACGAUACCCUGGUCGCCUGGGACGAGCAUAAGUCGCUCGAAAACAGCAUCGAAUUCGACGGUCACCGGUACUACUACCGGAACAGCUACGAAGUCCGUUACAACGAAGACGACGAGGGCUUCUGGCUAUGGGAGUUUGUUCGAGAGGAUGAGGAGGGUGGGGUGUCGGUGGUCAAGUGGGAGGGUCUUCCAUUUGAGGUGUACGUCUCUAUCGCCGUGUCUCCCCAUGUCGUUACUGUCUAUCACAAGUAG
Messenger RNA from Geodia barretti, 450 nucleotides. Lineage: Eukaryota; Metazoa; Porifera; Demospongiae; Tetractinellida; Geodiidae. The record is from the annotation of a GenBank genome assembly.